This is a messenger RNA of Onthophagus taurus, 397 nucleotides long. Lineage: Eukaryota; Metazoa; Arthropoda; Insecta; Coleoptera; Scarabaeidae. The record is from RefSeq and is a predicted model, not a curated record.
UGGCGUAACCAUAUAUGACAGAAAGAAACCAACUUAGUAUCUGUCAGAAAAAUCAAAAUCGUUACGCAAGUAAUUUUCGAUAUAAAAAAUGUCUUUAUUACAAAAAUUCUUCCCAAAAGUAAAAGCCGACGAUGAUUUAGUUGACCCACAAGAAGUUUUACGCAAUAAAUGUAAAGAAACUGAUCAUUGCAAACAUUUACAAGAAAAAUACGACGCUUGCAACGAUCGGGUUAACUCCCGCUCGAAAACUACCGAAAUUUGCACGGAGGAGCUCUUCGAUUGGCUUCACGCCGUUGAUCAUUGCGUCACGAAAGAUUUGUUCAAACAGCUUAAAUAGAAUUAAUAAAUGUUUAUAAGUAGAAAAAAUGGGGAAAUAGAAACUAUAUAACACAAAAAA